This is a messenger RNA of Cylindrotheca closterium, 615 nucleotides long. The record is from the annotation of a GenBank genome assembly. NCBI's taxonomy places the organism in Eukaryota, Bacillariophyta, Bacillariophyceae, Bacillariales, Bacillariaceae.
AUGACCAUUGGAAGUUUGCCACCAUUUCCACUGGUUUGUCUCAAAUCAGCCGACUUUUCGGACACACAAGAGGUUGUCAAGGGAAAAAACACAAUCAUUGACUUUUGGACCACUAAAUGCACGAGGUGUCCCGAUGCUUUAGACAAACUUGACGAUAUGGCCCAAGACCCGAAAUACGGAAAUGUGCAAUUCGUUUCCAUUUGCUGCGACAAACUCGAUGGGGCUCGCGACAUUAUUGAUCGAGAAUCGGAAGAGCGAUGGCAAAACGUCAACCACUAUUUCAUGGAACAAAAGCACAAGGAACAAGCCAAGAAAUUGCUUGGUUUUAGACAAGUUCCGUUUUAUGUGGUCUUGGACGAACAUGGUGACAUUACCCAAAUGGGAAAUCAUCGGGCCAUUGAUUUUGAUGAAGUUCCAGGAGUCGUCCGUCCCGAGCCUUCUGUUUCGUCCAUGGAAGAAGAAAAGGAAAACAUCUUUGAACAAGUAUUGGGAUUCGAUGAAGUGGACUUUGAUUUGGACUUUGCCAAUCGAUGCAAGCUUGAAUCAAAUAAUAGUGGAUUCCAAACACCCACCGUGCAAGUGGAGCGAGUCUUUGAAAUUGAUGACGACUUUUGA